CGCGCCCAGCCCGGCGGGUCCUCGCCGAAGCCGUCCGGCCGCCGCCUGCCCUCCGGGCGCCGGCGCGGGCCGGGAGCGGAGUCCCCGCAGUCUCAAACCAUGAAUUAUGUGGGGCAGCUGGCGGGACAGGUGAUCGUCACAGUGAAGGAGCUCUACAAGGGCAUCAACCAGGCCACGCUGUCCGGUUGCACAGACGUGGUGGUUGUGCGACAGCAGGAUGGCUCCUACCAGUGCUCACCCUUCCACGUGCGCUUCGGGAAGCUGGGUGUCCUGAGGUCCAAGGAGAAGGUGAUUGACAUAGAGAUCAAUGGCGACGCUGUGGAUCUCCACAUGAAGUUGGGCGACAACGGGGAAGCUUUCUUUGUCGAGGAAACAGAAGAGGAGUAUAAGAAGCUCCCUGCUUACCUGGCCACCUCACCAAUCCCUACUGAAGAUCAGUUCUUUACAGACAUUGACAGCCAUUUGGUGAAACCAGGUGGAAAUGAAAGACCUCCUCAGAGUUCGCAUGUUGCCCACAUCCUGGAAGCAGAGACAGUCUUCACCCCCAGUUCUGUGAAAAAGAAAAAACGAAGAAGGAAGAAAUGCAAACAGGACAUUAAGAAGGAGGAGCAGGCCGUGUCGCCCCCUGCCGAGGACACCAUGGGUGUGGACCUGAGCUCCGACGAUGACAAGGGGGCCCAGUCGGCAAGAUCUUCAAAUGCUUCCUUAAAGGAAGAAGAACAUAAAGAGCCCCUGCUCUUCCAUUUCGGAGACCACUACCCCUUGUCUGAUGGAGACUGGUCCCCUUUAGACAACCCGUACCCCCCAGUGGCCUGUCCUAAGAGUGACUCAGAGCUGGAAGUGAAGCCCGCCGGGAGCCUGCUCAGAUCCGAGACCCACAUGGAGUGGACCUGGGGCGGGUUCCCGGAGUCCACCAAGGUCAGCAAAUGGGAGCGGUCUGAGUAUCACCCCAGGACAGCGAUGAUCACGCCGUCAGAAAACACCCACUUCCGGGUGAUCCCCAGCGAGGACAGCCUCCUGAGUGAGGUCGAGAAGGAUGCUUCCAUGGGGGAGACGGUCUGCACCAUCGUGAAGCCCAAGCCGCGAGCCCCAGGGAAGCAGCAUGGCGGGGUAGCCUCGGCAGCCAGCCCUCGGGAGCCCCCCGCGGGGUUGGAUGCCCCCCCGCCUCCUCCCUCACCCCCCUUCGAGGAGGCGCCCUCGGAAGCUCGACCAGCUGCUAAGAUCGACUCACCCUCCAAGAAGAGAGGUGUCCACAAGAGAAGCCAACACCAGGGGCCUGAUGAUAUUUACCUGGACGACCUGAAGGCGCUGGAACCUGAGGUUGCAGCUCUCUAUUUCCCCAAAAGCGAGUCGGAGCCUGGCUCCCGGCAGUGGCCCGAGUCCGACACGCUGUCCGGCUCCCAGUCCCCCCAGUCGGUGGGCAGCGCGGGCGACAGCGGCACCGAGUGCCUCUCGGACUCCGCCAUGGACCUGCCCGACGUCACCCUGUCGCUCUGCGGCGGCCUCAGCGAGAACGGAGAGAUCUCCAAAGAGAAAUUUAUGGAGCACAUCAUUACGUACCAUGAAUUCACAGAAAACCCUGGACUCAUAGACAAUCCCAACCUUGUGAUACGGAUAUAUAACCGUUACUACAGCUGGGUGUUGGCGGCCCCCAUGGUCCUCAGCCUUCAGGUCUUCCAGAAGAGCCUGCCCAAGGCCACAGUCGAGUCCUGGGUCAAAGAUAAGAUGCCAAAGAAAUCUGGCCGCUGGUGGUUCUGGCGUAAGAGGGAGAGCAUAACCAAGCAGCUGCCAGAGGCCAAGGAAGGGAAAGUGGAGGUCCCACCGCCCAGUGACCGGCCAUCAAGCGCGAAAAAGCUAGCCAGCGGCAGGUCGGCCGAGGACGACUCAUCGAGUGAGGAAGGGUCCCAGGAACUGGGAGAGUCCAUCAAGGUGGACUCCGCCCCCACAGAACCCCCAAGCCAUAGUGGCACAACCUCUUAUAAGAAGUCUCUUCGUCUGUCCUCAGACCAGAUCGCGAAACUGAACCUCCAAGAUGGCCCAAAUGAUGUCGUGUUUAGUAUCACAACCCAGUAUCAGGGCACCUGCUGCUGUGCCGGGACCAUUUACCUGUGGAACUGGAACGACAAGGUCAUCAUUUCCGACAUUGACGGGACGAUAACCAAGGCUGACGCUCUGGGACAGAUUCUUCCGCAGCUGGGCAAAGACUGGACGCACCAGGGUAUCGCGAAGCUCUACCAUUCCAUCAACGAGAAUGGCUACAAGUUCCUGUACUGCUCGGCCCGUGCCAUCGGCAUGGCCAACAUGACCCGCGGCUACCUGCACUGGGUCAACGACAAGGGCACCAUCCUGCCCCGCGGCCCCCUCAUGCUGUCGCCCAGCAGCCUGUUUUCUGCCUUCCACAGGGAAGUAAUAGAAAAGAAGCCGGAGAAGUUCAAGAUUGAGUGUCUGACUGACAUCAAGAAUCUCUUUGCCCCAGCUCAGCAGCCCUUCUCCGCUGCCUUUGGGAACCACCCAAAUGACGUCUAUGCUUACGGACAAGUGGGUGUCCCAGACUGCAGGAUCUUCACCAUGAACCCCAAGGGCAAGCUGAUACAAGAAAGGACCAAAGGAAACAAGUCCUCCUACCACAGGCUGAGCGAGCUAGUGGAACACGUGUUCCCGCUUCUCAACAAGGAACAGAAUUCCGCCUUCCCAUCGGAGUUCAGCUCCUUCUGCUACUGGCGAGAGCCGAUCCCUGAGGUGGACCUGGAGGACCUCGUCUGAGGCGGCACCCCUGGCGGGGGGCUGGAUCGCGGCCCCCACAGCAGGGGAGGCGACCGGCCUUCUGCUGGACAGAGGAUGCGGGGACCCUCCCGGCCACAGGUGUGGGACGGCGCGCUGCCCGCCGGGCGCCGGCAGG
Molecule: messenger RNA, 2899 nt
Organism: Cervus elaphus (red deer)
Lineage: Eukaryota; Metazoa; Chordata; Mammalia; Artiodactyla; Cervidae
Product: phosphatidate phosphatase LPIN2-like
Biological process (GO): fatty acid catabolic process; triglyceride biosynthetic process; positive regulation of transcription by RNA polymerase II
Cellular component (GO): nucleus; cytosol; endoplasmic reticulum membrane
Molecular function (GO): phosphatidate phosphatase activity; transcription coactivator activity
Source: RefSeq, a predicted model, not a curated record